Messenger RNA from Coccomyxa subellipsoidea C-169, 747 nucleotides. RefSeq lists its product as hypothetical. Gene Ontology annotation, molecular function: NADH pyrophosphatase activity; NAD binding; ADP-ribose diphosphatase activity. The annotation marks the transcript as partial. The record is from RefSeq and is a predicted model, not a curated record. NCBI's taxonomy places the organism in Eukaryota, Viridiplantae, Chlorophyta, Trebouxiophyceae, Coccomyxaceae. The transcript is spliced from 5 exons.
ACACUGCUGCAGGGAGAGGAAGACAGAUACGAAGGGAUCAUAUUGGAUGAAGAUCAGCUACCGACCGAUCCCAAGGAAUUCAGUGAACGACUUGAUUAUUCACUCAAGGCCUGGCAAGAUCAGGAUCGGAGAGGCAUCUGGCUGAAAGUGCCCAUCAGCAAGGUGGCUCUGGUAGAGGAAGCUGUCAGACAGGGAUUCAUAUUCCAUCAUGCCGAGCCAGACUAUGUGCAGCUGACUCGAUGGCUAUCAGCAAAUCCAAGCAAAUUGCCUGCCAAUGCAUCCCAUCAGGCAACAACUUGUCUCCAUCCCCACCUGCUUGUGGGCGUUGGCUGUUUUGUGGUGAAUGAAUACAGUCAGGUCUUGGUAGUACAAGAGCGGAACGGGCCCCUCAAGGGGAAAGGUGUUUGGAAGCUGGUGACGGGUCUGGUGGAUGCUGGAGAGGACAUAAGCACUGCUGCAGAGAGGGAGGUUCUCGAGGAGACAGGCGUGAGGGCCAAAUUUUCCGCUGUCCUUGCUCUGCGGCAGGCCCACGGGUUUGCCUUUGGCAAGUCGGACUUCUUUUUUGUUGUGGCCCUCAAGCCAGAGCCUGGUCAGUUAGAGCUUGUCAUGCAAGAGGAUGAGCUGGAAGCUGUGGCCUGGAUGCCACUAGCAGAGUACGCAGCCAUGCCGUUCCAGGCUUCCAGACCCAUCUGGAAACAAAUAGUGGACUGCUGUGUAGCAUAUGCUAAGGGCGAAUACUCAGGGAUG